CUCUUUCUCUCUCUUCCGAAAAAGAAAACGGAAAUCAAAACCUCCACUUUCUCUCUCUACUGCAGCAACAGAAGAAUGGCGGCGACCACCAGGAGAAGCGCCCUCCCCGGGCCGAGCGGGCCGGUGCUCCGCCCCCUCUACCCCUACGGCCGCUUCCACGCGCCGCCGCCGUCCCGCUACGCCUCCGCCUCCUCCUUCGCCUCCUCCUCCUCCUCCACCUUCGCCUCCCGCGCCUCCGCCGCCGCCUCCGCCACCUCCUUCUUCCGCCGAUCCGCCUCCCCGACGCGCGUCAACCUCCACUCCCCCGCGCAGCCCUCCCCUUCCAUCCGCUUCGCCCUCGACCGCCCGACCUCCCCCAGCCGGUCGAUCUCCGUCUCGCAGCAGCGCGGCGGCGGCGGAGGAGGGCAGUUCGUCCGGUCGAGCGGCCAGAAGCCGGCGCCGCGGCGGACCUGCAUGUGCUCGCCGACGACGCAUCCCGGCUCGUUCCGCUGCAGCCUGCACAAGGGCUGCGGAUCCCCGAGCGCGGGCGCUGGCUACGCUCCGAACCGGCUGAACGCGAGGAGGUCCGCGAUGACGAACUCGCUGGUGAGGAUCGGGGGCGUCGAGGGCGACCUGGUGAGGAGAGCGCUGUCCGCACUGAUCAGGCCGUCGUCGCACCAGCAGAGGCGGAGGUCCGCGUUCCAGCCGCGCCCGAGCCGGCUCUCGGUCAUGUCCAAGGCGGCGGCGGAGGAGCACUCGUGAUGGAAAGCCGCGGUGAUGAUUUCUGAGCCUGAUUUUGUCCGAUCCGACUGCGGAUCCACACGCACGCAACCUCAGUAAGAGCUCGUGCCGCAGCGCCAUCCGAGGGAAGGGAGGUUCCAACGACGGCGGCGCAGAUCUGAGCUGCUGCGGCGGACGGAGGUUUUUGUGUACUCCGGCGACCGCAACCGCCGCCGAAGAAGAUCCGAUCCGAUGCAGGAGAUCUUCAAAAACUGAAUAUACGAUUGUGUAAAUAAAGGCAAAUAUAUAAUCAAUACUUCUCUCGACUAAAUUCAAUCAGAUUUUGGAUCA
Syzygium oleosum is the source of this 1050-nucleotide messenger RNA. RefSeq lists its product as uncharacterized. The record is from RefSeq and is a predicted model, not a curated record. The transcript has a single exon. NCBI's taxonomy places the organism in Eukaryota, Viridiplantae, Streptophyta, Magnoliopsida, Myrtales, Myrtaceae. Bases 76 to 741 code for a protein of 221 amino acids.